Molecule: messenger RNA, 961 nt
Organism: Pseudomyrmex gracilis
Lineage: Eukaryota; Metazoa; Arthropoda; Insecta; Hymenoptera; Formicidae
Product: RING finger protein 212B-like
Exons: 5
Coding region: 106-837 (243 amino acids)
Biological process (GO): homologous chromosome pairing at meiosis; reciprocal meiotic recombination; protein sumoylation
Cellular component (GO): synaptonemal complex
Molecular function (GO): SUMO transferase activity
Source: RefSeq, a predicted model, not a curated record
UCCAGAAUCGCGCAUCUAGUGUUUUCUCGUGCUUCGCGCUUGUGCGAAAGGCGCGAAUCAGCAGCUAUUUUGUGUCUCUUCGAGUCUCUUCGCGCCGGCAGCAACAUGGACAAGUUGAUUUGCAACAAGUGCUUCACCCCGACGUACCGAGGAAAACAGCCGUACAGCAUCACGAGUUGCGGUCACAUCUUUUGUCAGGGUUGUUUGCAGCAAGUGGAAAAGCAGUGCCCGCAAUGUAAAUACGUUGGCGCGUUGUCGCUACCGCUGACGGAGCCGUUGACGCCCAAGGUGACCCCGUUCUUCGUGCCGCUCGCCGAAACUUUGGAAAUGCUGCUGAAGGUGGACAUGUUCCGCAACAACCAGUUAGAGAUAAAGAUGCAACGCUUCCAAGAUCUCGACAUGAAGUACGAGAAACUGAAGAACAUGUUCUGGAUGACGCAGCGGAAUCUAAAGACGCUGACUGAGAAAUUCACCAAACUGAAAGCCGAGAAGAAAGAGAUCGAGAAGAAGAUGUUGUUCUUCGAGGUGCACAACAAACGCGCGCCGCAGUCCGUAUCCAGUAGUAUGAUGGAGACGCCGACGGAUUCCGGGAUCUUCAUGCGACCGUCGAACAUAGGAUUUUCCUCAUCGUCCGAGUUUCUAAAAAAAUCCAUUAACAUGCCAAGCCCCAUGCAAGUCGAUCCGAGGAGACUCAACAACAGAGAACAGCAGCACAAGAUCAACAGAGAACAGCACAAGAUGAUAAACGGUUUCCUCGUGCCUAACCGGCGACCACCGAAGUCCAACUGUUCUCUGAUCAUGUCGGACACAACUUCCAAUUGCAGUUUUAUGUCAUAAAACUUCGUGUUCCCCGCGCGAUUUUUCCUUUUUUUUGUUGUUUUAAUUCAUUUCGAGUUUGAUAUUACGUGUUUUUAUACAAGUCGAACACUACGGCGCGGAUUUUGUGAAAAAAAAAAAAAAA